Messenger RNA from Physcomitrium patens, 2249 nucleotides. RefSeq names its product protein disulfide isomerase-like 1-4. Gene Ontology annotation, cellular component: endoplasmic reticulum. Gene Ontology annotation, molecular function: protein disulfide isomerase activity. Lineage: Eukaryota; Viridiplantae; Streptophyta; Bryopsida; Funariales; Funariaceae. The record is from RefSeq and is a predicted model, not a curated record. Gene Ontology annotation, biological process: protein folding; response to endoplasmic reticulum stress.
CAUGGAACUGAGUCACCAGACUCUCUCACUUCGCAGAGUGGCUGUGGGAUCUGCUCGACGGGGAUCGAUCUAUCUAUUGGAGUGUGUGGUCGAUCGCACGCAAUGGCCAGGAUGAGCCGCAUCGUGCUGCUCGCCCUUCUGGGCACCUUAGUGCUGCUGGGAUCCAUGGGGCACUUGGUGGCUAAUGCGUCGAACGCCGAUGAAGAGGUCGGGGCUUCAGAGUUGGAGGGGUUAGUCUCGGGGGAAGAGGGAGGCGAUGGCGAAGACGAUGACGCUGACGCCGACGAGAGUGUGGAUGAGAAGGAUGUGGUCGUACUCGGUGCCAAGGAUUUCGCCGAUUUUGUGAAGAGUAACAAGUAUGUCUUGGCGGAGUUUUACGCUCCCUGGUGCGGGCAUUGUAAAUCCCUGGCACCGGAGUAUGCUAAAGCCGCCACCGCGUUGAAGGAUUCCGGCGCGAAGCUCGCUAAGGUUGAUGCUACUGAGCAUAGCGAUCUGGCUCAGGAGUAUGGUGUUGAGGGAUACCCAACCAUGUUUUUCUUCGUCGAUGGCGAGAAGAGACCUUACAAUGGCGGACGAAACAGCGAUGAUAUCGUCAACUGGGUGAAAAAGAGAAUGGGACCUGCUGUCAACAUUGUCAAGUCAGCAGCUGACGCUGAUGAUGUCCUUGAAAGCCAGGCUCCCAUUGUCGUUGCCUACCUUGAAAGUGUUGAGGGUGCUGACGCUGACGAACUAAUUGCAGCAGCAAGAUUGGAAGAUGGAGUUGAAUUCCACAUGACAGCUGAUGAACAAACUGCGAAAAAGUUCGGACUUGACAAAAAGGCUCCUGCUCUCGUCUUGUUGAAGAAGCAGAACGAGAAGGUUGCGACUUUCGGUGGAGAUUUUGAAAGAAAGGCUAUUGGCGACUUUGUCUCGGAGAACAAGCUCCCUCUCGUUAUUGUGUUUACUCGUGACACAGCCGAGAUUAUAUUCGAGUCUGAUGUGACGAGACAGUUGCUUCUGUUUGCGAAUCCUGAGGAAUAUCAGAAGAUCCGUGCUGAUUAUGAAGAGGCAGCCAAGUCUUUCAAGAAGAAGAUUACCUUUGUUCUCGUGGACCUCGCUGAUGAGGAGGUGGCCACUCCCGUUCUGGACUUCUUCGCACUUGACAGCGAGAAGACAAGGCUAUUGGGAUUUGUAGCUGAGGAGACCAGCGGCAAGUACCUGCACGAUGGUGACUUCAGUGUUGACUCACUCAAGCAAUUUUCGGAGAAGUUUUUGGCUGGAGAACUGACCCCGUUUCGCAAAUCACAGAGCCCUCCAAAGGAGAACGAUGGACCAGUGAAGAUUGUUGUAUCUUCAACCUUCGACGAGAUUGUCUUGGAUGAAUCCAAGGAUGUCGUUCUUGAGGUCUAUGCCCCUUGGUGUGGUCACUGCCAAGCUUUGGAGCCAGAAUACAACAAGCUGGGAGAGGUUUUGAAAAACAUCAGCUCGAUCGUGAUUGCAAAGAUGGAUGGCACCAAAAACGAGCACGAACGUCUCAAGAUUGAAGGGUAUCCUACCAUUCUCUUCUUCCCAGCAGGAGACAAGAGCGUUGAGCCUACUCCUCUUGACACGGAAAGGACAGCAGCCGGUAUCGUCAAAUACCUGAAGGAUCAUGUCACACACAAAUUUGAAGCGCCUGAUGUCCCAGAGCCCGAGACCGAGCAGGAGCAGGAGCAGGAGCCUGACAUCGACUACUCAGGGGAAGCUGAAGAGGGCUACCCUGAAGUCGACGAAGAAGCUGAACAAGAAGUCGAAGAACAAGUAACUCCAGUUGAAGAUGUUGACUUGAAGGACGAGCUGUAGAAACUUUGUCCACUGCAGGACAUAUCCUUUAGCCAUAAAGUCUCUAAGAGGUGUUAGUUUGAGAACUUCAAAGGAGGUAACCCGUGGCCUUACAUCUUAGAGCUGUCAGAUAGUUUUUUACAUCUGGAUGCUCAGUUUUCCACAGUGAAACGGUUGUACCCACCUGAGAUCAGUUCACGAAAGGCAGUUUUCGAGUCCUGCUCUGCUCACUUCGGAUCGAGUCUUCUCAUUCUUCGAAAGUACAAAAUUUACAUGGGAGAGCUGAUUUAGGAGUUUACUCUGAAGCAUUGUUGUGAUGACUUGCUGAUUGUUCGUUUUGUUAGGAGUGGGUUUUGCUCUACAAUCUGAAAGGUUAUUAAAAUCUUCCUCUGCAGAAUUGAAGAAGAGUCUGGGUGAAAUAUGAAGUACCUUGAUUGAUAUUGACAUUA